Messenger RNA from Cryptococcus amylolentus CBS 6039, 1208 nucleotides. RefSeq names its product adenylate kinase. The coding region runs from base 1 to 810 and encodes 269 amino acids. Gene Ontology annotation, molecular function: ATP binding; AMP kinase activity. Gene Ontology annotation, biological process: ADP biosynthetic process. Gene Ontology annotation, cellular component: cytoplasm; mitochondrion. The transcript is spliced from 4 exons. The record is from RefSeq and is a predicted model, not a curated record. NCBI's taxonomy places the organism in Eukaryota, Fungi, Basidiomycota, Tremellomycetes, Tremellales, Cryptococcaceae.
AUGUCCGGCAACUCUGAGCUCGACUACCUCAAGUCCCUCGUCUCCCAGCUCCAGGGCAAGAUCGAGUCCCUCGAAAAGUCCACCUCCAACUCCCUCUCCUCCACCCUCGACUCUGCCAAGUCCGCCCUCUCCGGCGCCGCCCCCAACCCCCCCCGCAUGGUCCUCAUCGGUCCCCCCGGCGCCGGCAAGGGCACCCAAGCCCCCAACAUCUCUUCCAAGUACUGCAUCUGCCAUCUCGCUACCGGCGACAUGCUCAGAGAACAAGUCGCCAAGCAGACCGAGCUGGGCAAGGCCGCCAAGAAGAUUAUGGACCAGGGAGGUUUGGUUAGCGAUGAGAUUAUGGUCGGUAUGAUCAAGCAGGAGUUGACCAACAAUGCCGAGUGCAAGAAUGGUUUCAUCCUCGACGGUUUCCCCCGUACCGUUCCCCAGGCUUCCAAGCUCGACGCCAUGCUCGCCGAGUCCAAGCAAGCCAUCGACCACGCCGUCGAGCUCAAGAUUCCCGACGCCCUCUUGAUCUCCCGAAUCACUGGCCGAUUGAUCCACCCCGCCUCUGGCCGUUCAUACCACCGUGAAUUCAACCCCCCCAAGAAGCCCAUGACCGACGACCAAACCGGCGAGCCCCUCAUCCAACGUUCCGACGACAACGUCGAAACCCUCAAAAAGCGUCUCUCCACAUACCACCAGCAAACUGGCCCCGUCGUCGAGUACUACAAGGGUACCGGCGUUUGGACGCCCGUCGAUGCUGCGCAGAGCCCCAAGUUGGUUUGGGCGUCUGUGAGCAAGAUUUUGGAGACUCCCGCGAAGAAGUAAGAAGGUUGGGAGAUAGAGAGUAGACAAAAUCAAAAUGUCAAAAUGCAUCCUGCAUCAGUAGUGUUUUCUGCGAGCAGAGAUCUCGGAGGUUUUGGUCGAUGUGGGUUUGGUCGAUGUGGGGUUACUCGGACGAGAAGACGAAGCGAGCAGGCGACGUCAAGUGUAUUCGCAGCCAAACGUUGGGCGAUGGGGCCGUUUCUUUGGACGGGCAGAUUGCUGUAUGAUAUCUGCCCGUGUUACCCUGCACGCAUCGUCGUGGCUAGCUCAUGUACCCCUAGCUACCUCUCCUCAAAAGCACCACCUGAUAUCGCCCAUCUAGACUGAUCCCCUCCCGUACUCGUGCUCGCUCGAAAUCAAACUGACGAGAGUAAUUCAUACUCCAUGCAUUUUGUGUGAUA